Penicillium paradoxum is the source of this 1872-nucleotide messenger RNA. RefSeq lists its product as uncharacterized. The transcript has 4 exons. The record is from RefSeq and is a predicted model, not a curated record. Lineage: Eukaryota; Fungi; Ascomycota; Eurotiomycetes; Eurotiales; Aspergillaceae. The coding region runs from base 1 to 1872 and encodes 623 amino acids.
AUGACAUCCCGCGAAGAAACCGUCCUAGCUCCCACCGAUCCCUCUAUCACUGAUGAGAACGAUUGGUGGGAGUUCGGCCUCACUGAUGUGAAAGUUCUGAAGCCCGGAAAGAUGCUUUAUGCGAAUCUACUAGAUGCCACCGAACAGAAUCCAGUGCAGGUAAUCGGCUGCUUAGAGCCGCUUCGUGAGGAACAGCAACACUUGAUCAUCACUUCAUCAGUACUGAAACCCGACAAUCCUCCGAAGCGCAUUAUUAUCGACGAAGUCACACACUACGCCUACGGCCAAACCGAAGAUAAGAGCAUUGAGCUCUGGGUUGCUGGUAAGGCGGGCUGGUUCGAUCUUAUCUCGCCUGCCAAGGGUUUCACGCCGACAUACAAUCGCAUGGUACAGGCCAUCGACUUGCUGUAUUUCCUGGUCGACAAGCACCAACAAGGGAACAAGCAGAUCAAUCCAUCCUUCCGGAGUCUCUGCGAACAAUACAUUUACCACACAUAUGGCUCAUGUGAAACCCGACAACAAUCGGCGGAAGUGUUCGCGACCCAUGCUACGUUCUUGCUUCGCUGCAUGAUCCAGGGCGAUGCAGAUGUAGAAUGGAAGAAAACAAAUGUAUUCGUCCAUUUGCGUCGCCACUUUCAUGAUGAUUACAAGCGGCUGAUGGAGGAGGCUGCAUCCUCUGAGGAAAGUGAAGUUCAUGAGGAGCCAGAAGUGUCCACACCCCGACAUCAGCCUGCAGCAAUUUCAAAGUCACAAGCCGACGCUAUCUACCAAUUACUCAAAGAUCUCAGAACAGAGGGUCACUUGGCAAAGCGUCGUUUGCAUAUUGACCUUCUAAGGGAACGCCUGGCAGAGCGAUUUUCGCUCAGUCACGAUGAUGCCCAGAAAAUUAUUGCCAUUAGGGCAAGCAAUGUCCUAGAAAUGAUGGAUGAAGAGGACUUCAGAUGGUCCCGCUAUGUCAUUCACCGGGAACUCACACAUGCAUCCUCGAAAUCCGCUCCUCUUCCAGCCUCACUCCUCAUGCCCCUAGAUUCCCCGGAAGAAUCUAGCGAUGAUGAACGAUAUGGCCGGACUCACAAGUCUGUGCUGCGCCCCAAAGUUACCACUGUCUCGAACAAAGUGACCGGGAAGCGAAAUCGCAAUGCUUCCACAGCUCAACACACGGUCGAAUCCAAUGACGAGGACGACCAAGAAGAGACCGAUGAAGCCGACGAGAUUGAAACACCCAGCAAAAUCCGCGGUCACGAAUUGAUCAGGGAUCCAUGGUCAGCCUCAAAGCCCCGGACUCGGUCAUUCGUAUCAGCAAUUUCGAGCGGCGCCGGCUCCUCUCUCAUGAAGAGCCUAUUCAAGGACAACAUCAAAGACAAACUCCAGUCUCCUUCCGUAUCUUCAUCUCCAACGCGCCAAAAGUUUCUGACCCCAGAGCGGGAUUUGACUCCAGAGUCAUCGCACGAAGUUGAAGAAUUCAUCGAUGACUUAUCUGAUACUUGGACAUGCCGCAUGCCCGGAUGUGAUAAAGUGAUCACGUCAAUUGAUAGAGACGAGCGCAAAAGGCUGGUUGGCGACCACGCUGGAGAACACGACUGGGAAACCCAGAUGAAAGUCGAGCUCAUGGAAUCGGAGAAACGCAUGCAUGCAUCCUUCCCCGUAAGCAACCUCAUGCAAUAUGUUGUUGAUGCGCAUGUGCUGCAAAUGCGCACUGCAUUUCCGGAAUUCUAUUCUGCGGGCAAAACAAACGGCACAUCCCAGGAUGGAGAAACCCCCCAGAAUGGAGAGAUACCCGUUCCAGCAGCCGAUAGCCUAGAAGAGCAGAAUGAUGCGGACGAAGAGGAUGAAGAAGAGGAGCUUGAAGAUCUUGUGAAUGGCUACAGUUGA